AUGUCCUCUACACACGCGGCACCCUUCCUCGCCCCUCCCCGCCCAACCCACGCCUCCUUCAGCCCCUUGGAACUGAUACUCCGUCGCGGCAUCCUCCUGGAGCGUGUCUUGAGAGGAGUUGACGAAAGCAAGAUGCUGCUUCAGAAAUCUUGCAAGGCCUCGCGCACGAUGGCAGGUGGCGCUUUGGGCUCCUUCUGCGGCGGACGUCUUAUCUCGCAGGUGUUGGGCCACAAUGAGCACCUCUACGUCAAGCUUCCCAAGGGCUUCUGGAGCGCUCACGUGAUCAUGGGCGCGGGCGUCACCAUGGAAGCCGUUCUGCUCCUUCUCGCCCCAUCCAUUGCCUCGUCUUUGGGCGUCACGCCGCAUCUGGAUGAGGACGCCACGCCCGCCGCUCGGGUUGCUGGCGCCGCCCUGGCCGGUCUGUGUGUGUUCGUCUGGUCGCUCUUAGGGACCUCAGACAAGCACUAUGCUCGAACGAUGCUGCUGUCCAUGAUAACCUACCACGUCCUUGCCGUCUGCGUCGCUGGUGCUGCCGCCUUCACCGAGGACGACGUGGAUGCCGUGGAUGAGUACCGCCUGGCCAUGGUCGUGGCCCUGCGAGCAGCCAUGUGUCUCCUUUGCUUAGCCUACUUCUACUCCAUCGCUGGUUACACCCCUAUACGUGGACAGAAACCAUCUGGCUUCCCGCAGUCCAGCUGUAGCCGUAAAGAAAAUUGAGGAAAGAUGGCCCAGUGGGUGUAUGGAGAUGAGGGCCUUGGUUGGUGGGGUUGAAAAAGUAAUAGGUCUUUCAACCUACAAAGUGAAGGGAGGGUCCAAGGUGGUCUUGGAGAUUCAUAGAAAAAAUAAAAACAGUAUCUGGACUUUUUUCUCGCAUUUUCUUUUUUCUUUUUUUAGAGGCAACAGAGAAAAUAAAUUUUCCAGAUUAUUUUGCUUUUAUAAGAUAUAUCUUAGAGAAGUUUGGGGAAUGUAUGCAAGCACUUUUUAUGCACUUUUUUUAAGUUAAGGAAGAGAAUUAAAUUUUUGUUGGGGGUAAAAGUUAUUUUACAAGAUCUCAUGUUUGUUAUGACUUGCAUGUACAAUAUAACCAAGAAACAUAUACCCAAUAAAUGAUUAUGUAUUUGGCAGUUAAUAUAAAAAUUUACCUAUGAAUGGCAAUUCAUAUAUAUAAAACAACAAAAGCCAGUAUAGAUUUUUCUUUCUCUGAUUUUGAGAUGCUGUGUAUAUAUUUUUCACAAAGAGGCUUUAUUGAAAUUUGAGUCAUAAAAAUAUUACAUCCAUAAAAGAGCAACAGAAGUAAUGCCAGAUGUGACACCAGCUCUCAGAACUCAUGUGCUUGCAUAAAUAACAGCUUUUUAACAGCUCCCACACUACAGAUGCCAUGAUAAUGCAUCAUUGCUUAUUGCUGAAUAUAAACACAAAGUGAGAUAUGAAAUAGUUCUGAUAUAUGGUAAUUGUGUAGUAAUGAUUUAUACAAAUGUUAGGAUGGCCAUACAAACCAUACAGCUACAAGGGCAAGAAAUGUGCAAAGAUAAAUUGCUUUUUUUUUGUCUUUUUUCCAGCAAGAAGAUUAACCAGAUGGUUGUCACUAAUUUCUUUCAGACAAAGUCAUCGUAACAUAAAUAUUCUGAUAUAGAUCAUCACUCCUCUAAAAAAAAAAAGUCAUUUCAUUUUAUGUAUAGUUCAUGGAAAGUCCUUAAGUGUUUUGAUAGAUGUAAAUGUAAGGAAUGACUUGCAGUAGGUGAUUCAUUGUCUUAAUUGUUGCUGUAUUUGCCAAAACAGUCAUACAAGACAGACUUUGACUAUAUCUAUGUGUAACUUAUUGAAUGGUUGUCUUGAGUGUUGCCAUCAGGGUGGUAGGUAAAAAGAAGCACUCUUGCUGUUGUUGUGGUCAUAGUGUUAUUAAAGUUAUCUGCACAGUGUUUCUGUGGAAAAGUAGCUCAUUUCUGUAUAUCUGUUAAAUGUGAGGCCUCAUUGGUUUGCUUUGUGUGUUCAAAAUUCCUAUCUGAUUAUGAAGAAAAAAUUACAAAUUUAUAUUUCAUCUGAAUUUUUAUUUUUAUUUUAUUUUUUUAUUUUUAUUUUUGACUUUACUGAAUUAUGUGAUCAUAUUGAUUCCUAUGACCUUGAGAGUAUAUUUUAAAACAUUUUAUAAUUAGUCUUUGAUAACUCCUAUACAUAGUUAGCUCAUUUUUGCUGCCCUAUCAGAAAUCUAGCAUUUUAUAUGUUAGGUAGAUUUAUAUACUGUCACUCAAAGUAUGAAAAUACAAUGAAAAAAGUAUGUGUACCAUGACUGUACCAUGUUCUCUAAGCAAUCGUGGAUUUUACAGUAUUUUUGAGAAAGAUCAUAAUGGAAGGAAUUAUAUUAUUAAUAUUUUUAGUGUAUUAAAAUUGUGUUAUAAUGAGUAGGUAAUAUGUUUUUGGGUACAAAAAUAAAUAAUUUGAAUUCUAUUGAUAUUCUUAUGUAUUAUUGAUAAUCUGUUUAUUUUACAAACAUGAUUUCAUGUUU
Molecule: messenger RNA, 2503 nt
Organism: Penaeus vannamei (Pacific white shrimp)
Lineage: Eukaryota; Metazoa; Arthropoda; Malacostraca; Decapoda; Penaeidae
Source: RefSeq, a predicted model, not a curated record